Messenger RNA from Sitodiplosis mosellana (orange wheat blossom midge), 4624 nucleotides. Its product is annotated as immunoglobulin A1 protease autotransporter. Lineage: Eukaryota; Metazoa; Arthropoda; Insecta; Diptera; Cecidomyiidae. Gene Ontology annotation, molecular function: actin binding. Gene Ontology annotation, cellular component: nucleus; actin cytoskeleton; Z disc. The record is from RefSeq and is a predicted model, not a curated record. Bases 551 to 4153 code for a protein of 1200 amino acids. The transcript is spliced from 12 exons. Gene Ontology annotation, biological process: positive regulation of actin filament bundle assembly.
CAUUUUUGCCGUUGUUUUGCUCCUUUUUUCCUCUCUCUCUAAUCGAGCAAAUAAGUGUAUUGAUGUUGUUUUUCCACCAUUCGUGCGGAUCUGAGAUUCUCAAUCAUUUUGAGAUCGUUUUCGAUUCAGUUGUGUAGUGUGCGCACGUUGAACGUUCUAUAAAUCUGUAUAGAUUGAGUAGAAGAAAUCUGUGCGUUUUAUUAUUUUCAUUCUCUCUCUUGAAACAGUUUUUUUUGGGUGAAGAUUUGUGGCACGAAAGAAUUAUUACAUAAUUUCCUCUUUUAUUUGAACCGAACGAAAAUAAAAAGAACCGAAAAACCAAUUUAUUUAGUGCUACUGAUUGGCUUAAGCAAAUUCAAGUUUAAAAGAAAAGAAAAACUAGAAAAGCGUUUGGCGUGAAAAAAAGGGAACAACCAUUGCAAGCCGUAGAGUAAAAAUUAAAGUAGUUCGAGUUGGGCGUAGUGCGUUAGAACACGAGAGUUAGCAGUUCGAUUUAAAGCAACAAAUUGUGACAUUUUUUUGAAAACCGAAAAACGAACAUUUCUUUGAGAUGGAGGUAUCUGAAACAGCAACUGGACAAAAUGUUCAAAAAUCCUCAUCGAGCCAAUCGGAAUCUGUAAACGAGACGGUUGUAAAGACUGAAGAAAAGCCUGUUGCCAAUGGUGAUAGUGUAGAAACUGUUUCAGUUUCGGCAACUAUAUCCCUUGCACCAGCCGAAAAUGAAACAGACAAAAAAGAUGAUGAAACAGUCGAGGAAAUUGUUGAAGUGAUCGAAGUAACGGACGAUGAAAGCGGAGAGGAAGUUACCGAAGAAGUGGUGACCACGUCAACCACAACAAAAGUUGUGGCAAAGGCAUCAUCCGUUGAUGCGUCAAAUGAAAAGGUUGAAGAGGUAAAAGCUGUUGAGAAGCAAGCUACGAUCGAAAAGCAGGCCACGAUCGAAAAGCAGGCCACAAUUGAAAAGCAAGCUACUAUUGAAAAGCAAGCAACCGUUGAGAAGCAGGCCACAGUCGAAGCUGAAGAAUCGGCGUCUGAAGAAGAGGUCGAAGAAGAAGAAGAGGAAGAGGAGGAAGUGACUGAAACUAAAACCACCAAGCGUGAUAGUGUUGCCUCUGUCACUACUAAACCAGAAUCUUCUGCUAAGCCCAAAGACGAAAUCAACCAAGAAGAAGUGACCAAGGAAGUUACAGAGUCAUUGGGAGAAUUGAAAAUUACCGAAAGUGCGGCAAAGACGAGUGAAACUGAUAUUAAUGAACCUCAGCCAGCGAGAUUUCCAUCAGCUGCUGAAAUUCAAGCGGUCAGACGUGCUUCAGCUGUUGCAGAGGGCGCUCAACGUCCGAUUCAACAAGCUGUGUCAAUUCCACAAACAGCUCCUAUUCAACAAACCGCUCCAAUUCAGCAAACAGCCAUGAUUCAACAGACCAUUUCAUCUACCCAAUCAUCGGCUCCAACGACUUACAUCCAACCACAGCCAACGCCAACCGCAUAUGCUCAACCUGCACCAGCUUCAUACCAGCAACAAGCUCCAACCCAAAUUCCACAGGAAAAUAUUCGCAAUCAAUUGCAAGAAAUCGUGUCGGAUAUCGAUCGUGCGGUCGAAGAACACAAAUUGUUCAGUCAAGCGCCCCAGCCAACUGUGCGCUCAUCAGUCACAACACAGAAUUAUACUACUGAAACAUGGAAGGAAACAUCGAGCGGUGGAAUUCUACAGAAACCAAGCUACUUUUAUCAGGAAGAUAAUACAUCGUCCGCAACAUCUUCCUCAAAACCAAUCGAUUUACAAAAAAUCUUUACACCGGCCAGUGAUGCAGAAGUCAUUUUACCAAAUAAAAACCGAAAGUUAUAUGCAUCAUCGGCAUUCUUUACGCCCGGACUGCAUCCAACUGUGGAAGAUCAAGUGGAACUGGCACGUCGCAUCUCAUCAUCGCUCAGUGACGCCAACAAUAAGCUAUCCAAGGGACAAACAAUGUACGUCAACAGAAAGAAGCGAUCCGUAAAAUGGGUACACGAAGGAGAAGGCAAAAACGAAAAUGUUAACUUGAAUGGAUUUGGCGACUAUCAAAAGCCGUCAUCCCAAUACAGCGAAGAGAAAUCGUAUUCGACUCAACGAUACGAAUCGAAAAUACCAUUGAAAUUGGUAAUGGAUCCGCGAGGCGUUGUGCAAGAUGUUCAUAGCCAGGGCAUCACAUAUGACCAUAGCGGUGGAAUGCUAUCCCCCGAUAAAUGUGCUGAACUGGUUAGUGCUUUGCACACAGAUACACCAAAAGGAAAAGGUGCUGAACUCUUUGCAAAGAGACGCAAGCGAUCCGAAAAAUGGAUUGUUGACGAAACUACUCGAUCGGCAAACAAUCCAGCCGCCACUUCGUACUCAGCUGGACCGACACAAAUCUACGACACCAAUCAAUUUGAACAAAGUAGCUACCAGCAAUCGGUUGAUAAUCAGGCCAAUUAUCAACAACAACAUGCAUGGGAAGCGCAACAACGAAAAGAUGAUUAUUAUAAUGAUAACAUUUAUUCUUCGUCACCGAGCGGCUACAGGCCAACGUACCAACCACCGACUCCAGCAACGGCACCAGCAUCGUUGCCAAGUCAAUCAUACAAAUUGCCCCAACAGCAGCCGUUGCAGCCGAUUAAGCGAACUCCAAACAAUCUACGCGACUUGGCAUACAAGCCAAGCAUACCACAAGGAUGGAAUGCACCACCCACGAAACUACCAAACGUUUUGAGCAAUCAAAAUGACACAAAGUUAGAAACAGAUGAACUAGCAUCAGACUUGCUAUCCGCCAUUAAGGAGUUCGAAGAGACCACUGCGAAAAUAACAUUAACACACCAAAACCACGAGACCCAGCAAAAUACUUUGGACGAAACACAAACAUCGUGUAGAACGGAAGAGAAAGGUCCAAUUGAUUAUUUUAAUCGCACAAAGGAGUCGUUGCGGCAUGUACCACAGAUGGAGCAGGAUACACAUAAUCAUGACCAAAAGAUACAGUCUACAAAUGAAGUGGAUGAGAGUGAAUUGGGUGACGCAUAUGUGAAAAUACCAGUGCAGCAAUUGAUUAACACAUUUGAGCAGCAAAUGCGUUCAAUCAUUAAACAGAAGGUGAAUGAAAAUAUUCAAUUGAAUAUGGACGGUGGUACAACCACAACCAGCAACAAAAUAUCGACAACAUACAUGAACAAGGAGCAUCGCUACGGUUUUACUGGAAAGGAAAAUGAGAUGCGAGCAAGUAAACAAUAUUCAACGAACACAACGAGAAUGAGCAAUGAUGUUGAGGCGAUCCAGCAACAGCAAGCGUUCGAUAGAGUCGAAUGUCAAAUAUCAAACUCGAUAGAUGAACAAUAUCAAUGGUUAACACAGUCGCAGAGUACAACCAGCAGCACUGUUCAACAAUCGUACGAAGAAAAGAGUAUCGAAUCGGCGAGCAGUCGAUUCAAUUCCAAUGAAAAGCAAUCGGAUGAAAAUAUCGAUGGAGAAAUGUUUACACCACCAGAAAUCCCGUUGAGUGGCUACACUCCACCACGAACAGAUGCUUAUUUACCAAAAACCGCAUCGCCAUCAUAUCCUCAUCAAUAUGAGAAUACAUUUGCUCCUCCACCGCAAACCGAUUUGUACCAUUCGCCAAGUGGAGCAGCACCACCAAGCUUCAGGAAAAUCGAUCCAUCGCAAGUGUAUGGCACGCAAUUCCCUGUGCAAAAUUUUACGCCAAAACCGUUCACCCCAUCACCGAUUGCACUGGAAAAAUUGGCCAUCUUUGAACAACAGCCGACAUUGCGGCAGCCUGUUAUUCGUCGUCCAUUGACCGUACCGAAUCAACGCGUGAAAAAUGUAUCACCAACUCCAUUCGGCGGCAGCAGCACACAAUUCAACUCAUAUCCAAGUGCUCCAUGGUCUGGUGCUUCUGCUAAUCCUCCUCCUCCAUCAAAUCGUUUGUCUGGCUGCUCAUUCUCUUCAUCGCCGUCGAGUUACAAUCCGAGUGCCGGUAGUGUACCGUUUUCAUCUCAACACAGCACUCGCAUUUCAUCGUACGCAUCGUCAUCGCACCAGGAUAACUAUAAUCGGGCAGCACGUGGAUGGGGACAACCGAAUGAUUUCUAUAAACCAAUCGCCUUCACUAAACCACAGGCUGUUAAUCUUUCUUACACCGAUUUCUAAAUCAAAUGCUUACCGAGGUUUGAUGCGAACACACACACACACACCAUCAGAGAAAGCAGGCGCUUGUAAAAUGUUUUAUUUGUUUCUUUAAGUCAAACAAACUUUAUUUUUACUUGAUUUUCCAUUUCUUUGUUUUUAUCAAAUAAAAAAAAUGUAUAAAUAAUAUUUUAUGUUCGAUAUAUACUCGAUACAGUGGUGGUCUGCCUGCAAUUAUAUCUCACAUAAGAACAUACCAUUUUUAACCGCGCUUUGAAUAAAUCGAGAGACAAAAAACUAUGAAAACGAACAAAAAAAAAUAUUUUCGAGAGUGUAAAAUUGGGUUUAUAGCUGGCUUUUGCAUCUUCUCUGUUCGAUUUGACGAAGAUGUGUGUAUUUAUUGUUAAUUGUUUCUCGGUUAAAUAGAUACUUAAAAUGAUGUUUGAAUAAAAUUUAAUAAAGAGAUUACGUUUUUGAUGCGAUUUCUCUUUCUGA